This is a messenger RNA of Falco peregrinus (peregrine falcon), 4249 nucleotides long. RefSeq names its product phospholipid scramblase family member 5. The record is from RefSeq and is a predicted model, not a curated record. The transcript has 10 exons. Lineage: Eukaryota; Metazoa; Chordata; Aves; Falconiformes; Falconidae. Gene Ontology annotation, cellular component: plasma membrane. Gene Ontology annotation, biological process: plasma membrane phospholipid scrambling. Gene Ontology annotation, molecular function: phospholipid scramblase activity. Bases 364 to 1155 code for a protein of 263 amino acids.
GUAUUCCAACAUGAUUGCAGGCACCUUCGGAGGGGAGGAGUUACUGUAGACACAAGCUGAAGCAAGACGCCUGGCAAACCAAAGUUCAAGAUCCCAUGUGCUUGAUGAUCUCCAUGGCGACUUGAGUACUUGAGGCAGAAUUAUGAGCUGCAUCAUCUCCCCCUGUUGUCCAUCGACAUAAAAUGCAGUGUUCUGGAACAUGAGAAAGGCAAUACAUUUCCUCCAGUUCUUUGUAAGCUGAUAUGAAGUAGACAGACACCUUCUGAAGUUUUGUGCAUGCUGUGCUCUUUUUUUCUUUGCUGCAACAAGAAAAGCCUUUUCUUUUAACCUGGCUUCCUUUGAAGAAGUAACUCAGGAAGCUUCAUGGCCUCUCAAGAACCUCAGGUACAAACCAACCCAACAUUUAGGGAUUACCUCCCUGGUUCUUCUGACUUUUCAGAACAGAAUAAGCCCAUUGAACCAACAAGUCUCUGGAAGCAACUAUCACACGCUCAUAACUUGCCACCUGGUCUGGAGCACCUGAACCAGCUGGACCAGAUAAUUAUUCAUCAGCAAGUGGACCUUCUUGAAGCUAUACUUGGCACAAAGACUUCCAGCAAAUAUGAGAUAAAAAACCAGCUGGGACAAAGAGUUUACUUUGCAGUAGAAGAAAAUGAUUGCUUUGAUCGUAACUUGUGUUCGCCUAUAAGGUCUUUCACCAUACGGAUUGCUGAUAACGCCGGCCGAGAAGUGAUUACAGUGAACAGACCCUUGAGAUGCAACAGCUGCUGGUUCCCCUGCUUCCUGCAAGAGUUAGAAGUUCAGUCUCCACCAGGUACAAUAGCUGGCUAUGUUGUACAGAACUGGGACCCUUUCCUGCCAAAGUUCACUAUACAGAAUGAAAGUAAAGAAGAUGUACUAAAAAUAAUCGGCCCAUAUGCAACUUGUGGCUGUUUUGAAGAUGUUGACUUUGAGGUAAAAGCUCUCAACGAGACGUCAACAAUUGGCAAAAUUUCCAAGUACUGGUCUGGAUUUGUAAACAAUGUCUUCACCAACACUGCCAACUUUGGGAUCCAGUUCCCUGUAGAUCUUGAUGUGAGAAUCAAGGCAGUAAUGAUUGGUGCUUGUUUCCUCAUUGACUUAAUGUUCUUUGAAAACUCUUUGGAUGGAUUAUAACAAGAUGACAGAUACAAUAAAAUAUGCAUAAUGUGUUUCAAAAUCCCUUGAGCUUUGGACAUGAUUUUGAACUGCACAAAUCCUUGUUCCUUAUAGGAAAAGAUAGGGAGCUAAUGAUGAUAUUUAUUAAAAUAUGUCUCACGUAAAUAAUAAUUUGGCACUUACAUUUUAUAUGCAUUGUAGCUAAACACACACUUCUCACACAGAGCACUGUUGCUUUGGAACAGUGCUAUUCUCUUCUUUCUCUUUUGAUGUUCCUGCAUGGGAAAUCAUGAAAGAUUAGAUGAAGGCUUGCAGCAUCACUGAUGAAAGUCUAUGUUUAGAGAAGCCUUUGAUGUUUUGCAAGUGCUGGUACCAGUUACUAACCACAUGAGGGUGUGUACUGGGGGUUUUGCUUUUUCAUAAUUUUAGAAGUAAUUCUCUGAUUUGUUAUUUAAUUAAUGGCAACAAACUGACAUUGAAAGCAACAAAUAUAAAGACAUUACCAAAUGGGAAGUUCAAGAUGUUAUCUGUUUGAGUGAGUUGAAAGAAGGGAAGUUACGUUUUCUAGUAAAUUAAUUUUACGGUAAAGAUUUGUUUAAUGAGUGGCAGCCAGAAGUUAGGCUUCCAGCGCUAGGCUGGGGAAUGUAAGCUCUGUUCAGGAGAUCUGCCUUCCACAAUUUUUACUGAAGGCAGGCCAUCAGGUUUGAGAGAUGGUCCUCUAUGUGCUAGAGGUGCCCAAAUCACUUCACUUUGAACUCUCCAGUGCUAAGAAUCCUUACUGCCAUCCACUCAAGGCUUCCCUUAACAGGUUCGUUCCUCUUUAUAAUACCUGGUGGUUGAUCACUUCUCAUUCAGACUUGUCUGAGGCCACCCUAGAACAGAAUUAGUCUUUUCCUCUGGCAAGUGCAGGUAUUUUCUAUGACAGGACUGUGCAACAGGAGCUGUUUCUAUUUCAGACAGCAGUUUUACAUGGCUGUUCAUUCCUGCAGUCACACCUCAUCCUACUAUUCCCAGACCUUCCCACCACCAGGCUUUUACUAAUACAAGCUGCCUUUGUAGGAACUUCCAUGCUAUACAUACAAGACAUAAACAGAAAAAAAUUGUUGCGAAAUAUUUGCUGUAUGAACUUGCUUGUGCCUCUCUUAAAAACUCUAAUGGGUCCUCCAAGACGUAAACCAGUACUAUACAAUAGUGGUGGUAAAAACAGAUGCUAUCAUAGUCGACGGUCAAGUUCCCAAGGAAAACAACUCACGAAUUGCUGGGAAUGCUGAAAUAUUUUUUUAGCAUGAACUAGUAAUUCAAUUCUUGCAAACAACCAACACAUCAACGGAAAGGAGAGGAGAUAAUGAAUAAUUCAUUAAAAUGAAAAAGAGCUAAAUUUAUCAGGUGAUUAAUUCUCAACAAAUAUUUAGACUAAUUUUAAAUUAAUGUUCAUGGAUAUGAAUUCAAACACGGUGAAGUCAGGAAGUCGCAACUAAUGUUCCCAUAGUGAAAUUAACUCAGGAAUGCUUAUAGAUUUAAACAGUAUGUUUUAGAUUAUAUACCACACUUAGGUAUUUAUACAGAUUUACAUAUGUCUUGAAAAUAAUUGCGGUUAACAAGCUCUGACAAUCAUCAUUAUCUGUUAACCCUUUCAUUGCUGGCUCUCGCUGUGAUUCUUAGCAGUGCAAUCAGACCGCAAUCUGCAGAAGUUACGCACCCAGAGGGAACGGCUGCUGUCACCCUUCCCUCUCACAGGAGAAGCACCCUGUGAGCUGCACGGGCGAGAAGCUCCCUCCUGUGGAAAUUUAUAGUUUUGCAGAAGAGCACAGCCCACGCCGGCCUGCAGUUCUCACUGCUCCCGCACUGGUCUCACUGUAUUGAAUUCAGUCCGUUCACUCCUAAUACACUCUAAUGCAGACUGAGAAAAAGAGCCAGAUUUUUAUAUUAAUUUUUAUCUUUAAAUCCCUUCGCCGCCUUAGGCAGAAGUGACUAUUAUUGUAGGCAACAGUCUUGGGUCUCGUGCAAAACCACGUUCUUGCGCCGUUGUGUGUCCCCAGCCAGCCGGCUCAGCGCAGUGCCUGGUGAGGUCAGCAGGCUCCCUGGCUAUCCGCCGCUUCCCUCUGCAAUCUCCAGCCUUCUUAUGACCCUCAGCAAGUCAAAGACAUCUUUGAAGUAAAUGCAUCCAACCACCAUUGAAGUCAUUACCAAACAGGGUCUUAUUUACCUGCAGGGCUGAACUUGGCUGUGCGGGCCCACAUAUAUACCUUGUAGGUAAGCAAUACACACAUAUAUUUUUGUAUGUAUUGCAACCGGAUGGUAGUACUAUAUUUCUUGCACUUAGUGACUUUGUUGUUGUUUUUUGUGUUAGUACAGCUUUUUGAAGUGUAAUGCUUGCAUAUGUGUAUAAGUAUGUUUGAAUGCCUCCAUUCAUACCCAGAGGCAGCUUCUGGGACAUACAGGAACAGGUUCAGUCCCUGGAUAAAACAGCACUGGGGCUGGGGUAGCUCUUGCCAGCUAGAACUUCCUCAGCAGCCUGCUUGACCUUGGUCCCACCCUUCAGUAUCCUGGUAGGAACUCAGUGGCCAUGUCAGCGCUUUUUCAGCUGGAAGCUCCUUCGUCUAAACCACAGCUGCCAUGUGUGGGCAGGUUUUCAUCCUCAGUAAAGACGACGGACUUCUGCGUAGUAUUACUGAAGAAAAACUAAGGUAUACUAGGAUGUUUAAAAGCUGCAGCUCUAACUAGUAAUUCCUUCUUAUUAAUAGCAAUGUGUUUCACAUUGUGGGAGCUACGUAGGCUCUUUACAGAUCUCACCUUUCACGGUUUCUCCGUGCGUUGGGACUGGCUUUCCAAAGGAGAAUUCAGUAUUUUCCAAAAGGCGGACAGGUACUGUCUAAAGCCGAUUUAUGUCCUGAAAGUCCUCUAGAAAAAACAUGAUUAUUCUCAUGAAACAGAAAUUUUACUUAAUACAGCCAAGUAAAUAGUUUCACACUUGAUCACUAGCAAAACUGUAAAUCCGUGUAGUACCUAAUCCUUGUGUUCAGUAGAUGGCAGCAACAGUUCGUUAUUACAGUAUUUAGCUUUCCACAGAUCACAAGCUGUACCCAGGAUACUGACUGAAGAUCAACACACC